Messenger RNA from Girardinichthys multiradiatus, 3701 nucleotides. Its product is annotated as inverted formin-2-like. The coding region runs from base 246 to 3185 and encodes 979 amino acids. The transcript is spliced from 19 exons. Lineage: Eukaryota; Metazoa; Chordata; Actinopteri; Cyprinodontiformes; Goodeidae. Gene Ontology annotation, molecular function: actin binding. The record is from RefSeq and is a predicted model, not a curated record.
GAGCCCUCCUAUUUUCAGAUUACUCACCUGGGACCUCCUGACAUUAACCCUGAACUAAAAUCCCUAUGUGUUGAAGGAUUUUUAAGAUAAACAUUGCCAAACGUUAACUGUAUGUUGUGAUAUUUGAAGCUGUUUUUUUUAUUGUUUAUUAUUUCGCAGGCCUCCGGUUGCUUGACAUUCUGCCCAAAUUAAGGGAACAAGAGGACGAAGACUUGAUUAUUCAAUGUGAGGCUUUCGAGGAGGCAAUGGCUGAGGAUGAGGAAGAGCAGCUGCGGCUUUACGGAGGCAUUGAUAUGAGUAAUCACCAGGAGGUUUUCACUGCACUCUUCAACAAGGUGAGCAGCUCUCCAGCCUCCCUCCAGCUGCUCUCCAUCCUGCAGACCAUGCUGUUGCUCGGGCCGAGCCGAACCGAUAUCUGGCUGGCUCUGGAGUCCAUCAACAAUAGAGCCAUACUCCUCGCCCAGGACUCUCAGAUGGAGUCCUGUGAGAAGAUCAUGCAGCGGCUGAUGUUUUUCAAGGGGAGGAGCUGUGAAGGGCAUGAUGAAGCGGACGGACUUGUACUGAAAGUGGACAAGGCUGUGCAGACCGGUCUGGAUCAGGAGGACAGAGACAAGCCAGACACGAAUGCAACGUCCACUCAGAAGCCUCUGUGUGUCUCUCCUCCCCCGCCUCCACCACCACCACCUCCCCCGCCACCACCACCGCUACCUGGAGGGCUGGGUGGACCUUCUCCUCCUCCACCACCACCUCCUCCAAUGCUUGGAAUGCCUCCACCACCCCCACCACUACCUUGUGGUCCGGGCAUGCCUCCCCCUCCACCACCAUUACCUGGAAUGGGUGGUGGUCCACCACCACCUCCUCCAUUACCUGGGAUGCCUCCUCCUCCACCACCUCCUCCUGGCAUGAUAGGGCCUCAGAGCAGCCAGAUCUUGGGGUCCAGUACACUAGCAAAGCCAAGCAGAUGUCCCACUCUAAAGAUGAAGAAGCUCAACUGGCAGAAGCUUCGCUCUGUCACAGAUGGUCAGUCCAUGUGGGCGUCGGUUCAGAAAGAACCGCCUCCUCAUGAGCCAAACUAUGGCAGCAUCGAGGAGCUCUUCUGUCUGCCGGUGACCGAGCCCAAAGACAAGGGAGCCACUGCUCCUGUGAAGAAGGAACCUAAGGAGAUAACCUUCAUUGAUCCAAAGAAAAACUUAAACAUGAACAUAUUCCUGAAGCAGUUCAAAUGUACAAACGAGGAGUUCGUAGCCAUGAUCCAAAAUGGAGACCGAAGCAGGUUUGAUGUAGAGGUGCUGAAACAGCUCAUGAAGCUCCUACCAGAGAAGCAUGAGAUUGAGAAUUUGAAGUCCUUCCAAGGAGAAAAAGACAAGCUGGCGAAUGUUGAUCGCUUUUACACCUCCCUGCUUAAUAUACCGUGUUAUCAGCUCAGAAUUGAAUGCAUGUUGCUGUGUGAGGAGACUUCAUCACUGCUGGAGAUGCUCAAGCCUAAAGUGAAGCUGGUAGAGGAAGCCUGCCAGUCUCUCAAGAUGAGCACACUGUUACCCAGUUUCUGCAGACUCAUUCUGGAUGUUGGAAAUUUUCUCAACUAUGGAAGUCACACAGGGAACGCUGAGGGUUUUAAGAUCAGCUCUCUGCUGAAGUUAACGGAAACAAAGGCCAACAAGAGCCGCAUCACACUGCUUCAUCACAUCCUGGAGGAAGCAGAGGCGAACCACCAGGAGCUGCUGGCUCUGCCGAAUGACAUAGAGAUAUGUCAGAAAGCAGCAGGGGUCAAUUUGGACUCUAUGCAGUCAGAAACUGGUGCUUUGCUAAAGCAGCUUAAUGACUCUGCCAAGAAAGUGUCCAACUCUGUGGACGAGGUGAAAGAGCAAUACGCAGAAAUCCUUGAGGAAAACCUAAAGGUGUGUCAAGGUUUAAGUGAACGAUUCACAGAGAUCGAGAAGAAGAGGAGUGAUCUGGCUGUCUACUUGUGCGAAGAUGUGAGUCAGCUGUCGCUCGAGGAUCUCUUCGGAACCAUCAGAACGUUCAGAGAGCUUUUUAUGAAGGCACUGAAGGAAAACAAAAUGAGGAAAGAACAAGCUGCCAAGGCUGAGAAGAGAAAGAAGCAGCUGGCAGAAGAAGAAUCCAAGAGACAGAAGGGAGAGAAUGGAAAAAUAAUAAAGAAAGGCAUCAUACCACAAAACGAUGGCUGCAUCAUUGACCAUCUCUUGGCGGACAUCAGGAAAGGUUUCAGCCUGAGAAAGACCCGGCCAAGGUGCGAUUCGGAAAGCCUCUCCUCUAGUGAAAUGCGUAGAGAUACCUGCCCACCUGAUUCAAGUGUGAAGCCUGCAGACGAAGGAGCCGCCACCGCCGCUCCCACCAAACCUCAGGCAGAGGAUCACCAGCGCUUCAAAGGCGAAGUGAACGGCCUCAUCGGCCCAUCAGAAGAGAGUGCCAAAGUUCCUCUGCUCAGUGCAGCCCAAAAUGGGACAGUAGUGCCUCCCAACCCACCCCCAGGAGAGCCAGCCAUAGCGACGCAGACUCCUCCGGAAAGGCCAGCAUCGCUGCAGGAUGGUCAAGACCAAGAGAAACCUGCGGCCUCGGAGCUAGACACGAAACCACCUCAAGCUGAAGUUCAACCAAGUCUUCAUUCAAACAGCUUUUCUUUAGAUUCAACAGAGACUAGCAUCCUCAGUCCGUCAUCCCUCUCUGAUUCAGACCUGCUUGAGGCUGUGCUGGACAGCGGAUCAAGUCUGGUUCCUGAGGUCUCAGAUGAGUCAGGCAUUAAUAAAAGCAUCGAUAUCCAAGAAGGUUCAUCUAUUACAGAUACUAAUGGGAAAUGUGGUGAAAUCACAAAGGAAGAUCACAAAUUAAGCAAUUUGUCAGAAGCAAUGGGACAAGAAGUAGGUGAAGAAAAGGAAUACUUAACUGUGAGAACAUGCGGGGAGGAUGAAGUUUGGAGUAAAAAACACUCUGAUCUUAAAAUAAGUGUGGUCACACUCGAUGAAGGCAUCAGUGGGUGCGAUAUUCCAGAUGGGCAGGAGCCAGAGGAUUUGCCGUCGGUUUCUGACGUGUCCACCUCUCUUACACCUGAACCAAAGAAGCAGUUGAAGCUCUUUAAAAGAAGCAAAAAGAGGAGUAAUCAAGGUAACAGUGGGAAAAGUGGGAAAGGACACACUAAACAUAAAUCAGGCUGUGUGUUGCAGUGAGGUGAUUCCAGAAAGAGGAAAUCGAGAGGAAAAAGAAAGUGUUAAUUGCACGCUGGAGGAACGGUUUUAUUUAUUGAUUUAAAACGGGAAUAUUAAUUAUAUGAACUCUCUGAAGACGUUGGAGAAGUCUGUCUUCUACAAAAGUUCCCCUAACCAAGAAGAGUUAAAACAUCCAGGGCUCUGAUUUUCACAGCAUGGAUGUUAAAGCGUCACUUUAUGUAAAUUAAAGCUUGUUUAUGUGAAUGCAGAGCUGUUCUAAAACAUAUAUGUGAAUGUGCUUUAUAUGUUUCUAUGUUUGUAUAUUUUGUAAUAAUUAGUGAAAUGUGUUUGCUAUGAGUUCCAUUUACCCUGCAGCACCCAACGAGAAGAUAAUGUUGGUGAAAGAUGUCUAUUUUAUCCCUUAAAAAAGCUGGUUUUGUCUUAAAUUCUUUAUACAUUUCAACAACUGUAAAAGAACAAAUAAUUGAAUGUAACUUUUAAUGUUAAAUAUAUUUUAAUAAAAUUUACUGUACUGUU